Messenger RNA from Exophiala aquamarina CBS 119918, 936 nucleotides. RefSeq lists its product as uncharacterized. The transcript is spliced from 2 exons. Gene Ontology annotation, cellular component: plasma membrane; cellular bud neck. The record is from RefSeq and is a predicted model, not a curated record. NCBI's taxonomy places the organism in Eukaryota, Fungi, Ascomycota, Eurotiomycetes, Chaetothyriales, Herpotrichiellaceae. Bases 1 to 936 code for a protein of 311 amino acids.
AUGUCCGACAUAAUAAACGAGGUCCAAAGUGCCCCAGAUACCUUUACCAGCUGGGACAAAUGUAUGGACAAGGCUUAUUGCAAAUGGCCUGCCAUCGUAGGAAUCGUAAUUGGCUCUCUCAUCCUCCUCUCCUUCCUCUGGUGUGUGCUCCAGUGCAUCUGUUGCGGUGCGACAUUAUGUAAAUGUUGCUGUGGUGGCUGUUCAGGCUGUGGUUCGGGUGGCCGAGAUCGACGUUCGAAACAUAAAGACGAUUAUACGAGGAUGCCACCGACACCAUACGGUGGUUAUCAACCUGCUCCCGCUCCAAUGGCCUAUGGUCCGCCCCCAGCCACUUAUGGUGCACCUCAAUUCGCUACCUUUGACGAUCCUAGCAGAAAGCUCCACGAAGACAGCCUUCCCCCUAUGCCCAGUUGGGACACUGCUACGAAGAGAAGGGUUGAAGAUACCAGUCCUACCCCGAACGGCGACCUUGAGAUGGGCCGUCUCGAGCCUCAGGGACAAGGCCUACGAGGCGGCUACAACAGUGUUCCCAACGGCCCUGUAUCACCCCACCCCGACCAUUAUCCUAAUAACACGGGCAUGAACCAAUCCUACAAUUCGGACCUCGGAGCCCAAAGCAUGGCACCCAACCGAAACCAGUAUGAUUCGUUUCAAGCCGUACCCCUAAGCCCUCCACCGACCUAUCGCUCUAACUCUGUUGCUCCAUCGUCCACAUCAGACAAGUUCAUGUCUGGGACUGCCAGUCCCAGCCCCGGCGAUUACAGUCGUCAACAAACAUACCACCAAUCUUCUUACGCGCCCAGCAUCACGAGCACGAGAUAUGAGCCACAGCAACAAUAUGCUGCAUAUGGCGGCCAGCAGCAAUAUCAGGCGGAGCCCCCCAGCUUCCUCCAGCCUGGCCGCAGACCAGUCAACGGAAGCUACAGGGAAGUCUAG